AGGGUCAGCGGAUGGGGAAAGACCUACAAGUGGCGGGCGGCGCAGAUCCCGGCCCCAUGGCACCUCCGCAGCGCUGUGCUCUGUGCCGCCAGACCUUCUUCUGUGGUCGCGGACACGUCUACAGCCGCAAACACCAGCGGCAGCUGAAGGCAGCUCUGGAGCGGUUUCUGCCCCAAGUGGAGGCCGCCCGCAAGGCCGUCCGCGCCGCUCAGGUGGAGCGUUACGUGCCCGAGCACGAGCGAUGCUGCUGGUGCCUGUGCUGCGGCUGCGAAGUGCGGAAGCACCUGAGCCACGGCAACCUGACGGUGCUGCACGGCGCGCUCCUGGAGCAUCUGGCCAGCCCAGAGCACAAGAAAGCGACCAACAAAUUCUGGUGGGAGAACAAGGCUGAGGCCCAGAUGAAAGAGAAGUUUCUGAUCUCCCCCCAGGACUAUGCACGAUUCAAGAAAUCCAUGGUGAAAAGUUUGGAUUGUUAUGAGGAAAAAGAGGAUGAGGUGAUCAAAGAGAUGGCAGCCCAGAUCCGUGAGGUGGAGCAGAGCCGGCAGGAGGUGGUCCGAUCUGUGUUAGAGCCUCAGACAGAGCCAGAUCCAGAAGAGGGCUCUUCAGCACCUGGAAGCUGGAAAGGGACCAACAGCCAUGUAGCCUCCAGUUCUCAGCAGCCCUCAUUCUUGGACCUGCCACAAGCUCCAGAACUUGACUGGAUGGAGCCUGGACAACCUCUGACAUUCAUUGGCCACCAGGAUAUACCUGGAGUUGGUAACAUUCACUCAGGUGCCACACCUCCUUGGAUGAUGCAGGAUGAGGAAUACAGCUCUGGGAACCAACAAAUAGGACCUUCCUAUGAAGAAUUUCUUAAAGAAAAGGAGAAACAAAAACUGAAGAAACUACCCCCAGACCGAGUGGGGGCCAACUUUGAUCACAGCUCCAGCACCAGUGCAGCCUGGCUGCCUUCUUUUGGCAGAGUUUGGAACAAUGGGCGCCGCUGGCAGUCCAGGCAUCAAUUUAAAACUGAAGCUGCAGCAAGGAAUAAACAGAAGCCUCAGAAAGGAAAGAGCUAAUCAUACCCAGGUGUUCUUCCACAGCCAGCCCCUUCUCACUGAUUCUCUUCCCACCAAGCCCUUUGUUAUGAAA
Molecule: messenger RNA, 1131 nt
Organism: Octodon degus (degu)
Lineage: Eukaryota; Metazoa; Chordata; Mammalia; Rodentia; Octodontidae
Gene: Cenatac
Product: coiled-coil domain containing 84
Exons: 11
Coding region: 12-1058 (348 amino acids)
Source: RefSeq, a predicted model, not a curated record